CGAUACUUUUGCUUUCAUUUCCCGGGAAGCGCCCAUGAUCGUGAAGUAAUGAACAGCACCAUCAAAAUGUCAGCUGAGACGGAUGAACAGUGGUUAAGUGAGACGGAGGUGGAUGAGCCAAUGGACACCUCAGACGACAUAUAUCUAUUUUCAGCAAACCCUGACGACCUUGCAGCUGAGGUUCAGAGGACUUCAGUAAUGAAUGUAGAGGGAAUUCAAGUUGCUGCCUUUCUGGAGUGGUCAGAACAACAUGGACCACAACAACACAGACUGAAAAAAGCAGAGCUACAGAAAGCUCUUCAGUCUUGGCUCAACAGAAACAACAAAAAUGUGACUUGCAAUGUUUUAACUGUCACACCAGAUGGAAGAGCUGAUAUAAUGAUUAAACCCACUUCAGCCCUGAAUGAGCUUGUCUCACAGGAAAUUGAACUAAGCUUCAAAGACCAGACAACGGCCAUACUAAAGAAUUUUAGUAUCUCAGUAUCAAAGCCGGAAACUCAAAUACCAGGCAGUAACUCAGUGGAUGUUCCUUUUCUGUUUCAAGCUGCUGCACAAGAUGAGAAAGUCCAAGAGCAGGGACUUAGCACAGCUGCUGCUGCCACAGGACAGGAGACAAUCAGGUGCACUCUUUCACCGAGCCACUUCUGGUACGUGAGCCAGGCCUACAAGGAGGAAAUGAGACGUAUCGAGAGGAAGCAUGGGGUUCAAAUCAUGGCUGAUGUAAACGUGUCCUUUGUAGCAAAGCAGGGAGCUGGAGGAGAUCCAGACAGUGCCUUUAAUGAGUUUACAAACCUUGUCCAGACAUGCUUAGGUAAUUCCAGUGGCACCACGAUCCCUCUUCGGCAUGCAGAUCCUGAUGGCUGGAAGGACACACUGAAAGUCACUCAGGCAAACGAGGCCAAGCUUGUACUUUCUGUGUCCUCUGAUGAAAUAACUGUGUAUGGGCCAAGCAAGAGCCAAGAUCAUGUCCUUAGAGUCUUAAAAACACCACAGACAACUUCAGACGACUUCAUAAAUGGUGACAAUUUGUUUGGAGCAACUGCAUGGGAAUCUCAUGACGCGUUACAGAAGAUUGACAAAGGUAUUAACGAUCCUCUGGUCUCUGCUGGACUAACCAUAGAUGAGAGCCACUGGAAUGGGAUGACCACUGUCUUUGAUAAGAAAAUAGCACAGAUCGUGGCUAAAUUUGAUGUGGUGUUUGAACCACUGAAGAUCUCUCAGGGUAAAGUCAAUGUGAAAGCUCGUGCUGCAAGCACCGUAGGAGCUUUUUCCCUUGAGAGCCAUGCCCUCAGAGCUCUUCAGUGCCUCUACCAGAAGGUUGCAACAUCAACCAUGAGCUGCCCCCUGCUGGCCCCUGACCUGCCCCAAGAUGCAGGAGAAAAGCUGAAGAAGUUUCUUUCUAAACACCCUGGGGUUCAAGUAGGAGGGAAAUCAGGUGCCUGGAGAAUCUCUGGCUUACCAGAAACCUUGGGUCCUGCUGUUGAUGAGCUAGAGAAGAUUUUAGGUGGACCUGUCCUGAAAGAGGAGGACAAGCAGAGGAUUCAGUACUCAAGGCACACUACAUCUAAUGGUGGAGCAGUAAUGGAAGGGGGAGCUACAGCAGGAAGUACGACAGGAGGGAAUGAAGAAGAAGAUACGUGUUCUAUUUGCAUGGACACAUUUACCAACAAGAAAAAGAUCAAAUGUUCUCAUGAAUUUUGUGAGGAAUGCCUGACACAGUUAGUGAAUAGCAUGGGACCCAUCUGUCCCUUGUGUAAAACUGUCUUUGGGAAGAUGGAGGGAGACCAGCCUGAUGGAACUAUGUCAUGGAUUGCACAUCGUCAUCCCCUCCCUGGAUUUCCAGACUGUGGCUCAAUAGUCAUCACUUACAAUAUUCCAAGUGGAACACAGAUGGCGAAACAUCCUAACCCUGGACAGCCCCAUAUUGGUGUAAUAAGAGCAGCUUAUCUACCAGACAACCGAGAAGGCAGAGAGGUGUUGCAACUGCUGCGCAGAGCUUUUGAUCAGAAACUGAUAUUCACUGUUGGGACCUCCAGAAACACCGGGGGGUCGGACCAGGUGAUCUGGAACGACAUUGAGCACAAGACCUACACUUAUGGAGGACCACUGAAAUUUGGAUACCCUGACCCCGGUUACCUGGGCAGAGUGAGAGAGAAGCUGAAGGCGAAAGGCAUCGAGUGAAGACUGUUCAUAGUAGCUCACAUAGCUCACAAGGGAUGGCUGCAUGUCUCAUUUAGACCGGGGUGUAAUAUUUUCAGAAUGGUUAUUGGAAAUUCAAAAUAAUAUACUGUGUGCUGUCUCCUCUCCAAUGUUUUUUUAAUUUAUUAUUAUUUUUUAAUCAUCAUAAGCACGUAAGGACUGCUUUGUUGUAUUUGUUUACUUGACAGCAUUAACAGCUAGAGUACAUGCUCUCAAAAUCAGAAUCAGUGUCAGAAAUACUUUAUUGAACCCUGAGGGCAAAUUGGAUACUAUGUAGUAUGCUAUGUAGUAUUUGCUUUCAUUUAUUACUGCAUACUUCUUCUUUAAUGAAUGGCUUUUUUGCAUGCAUACAUUUAAUUUGUGUUAUGGGUCAUUGCCUAAUUUACAGGAUGUGAACAGCUAUCUAAUAAACGAUUGAACUCACACUGACCAAUCAACACUUGAGUCAUAACUAUAUAUGCACAGCUUGCAAACAAAGGACAAAAGGCUUCUUCCUUUCUGUACAAUUUUUGAAAAUUUUAUUUAUAACAAUAUCUGUUAUUUAGUUUGUAAAGUACUCCAGCAAAAAUUAAACAUUAUUCUCUUUCCAGAAGAAAGUCUGAGCCUCCAUGCAUUGUGUACUAUAAAAGCUAUGUCAUUUUUCAUUAAAAAAAAAAAAAAACAA
This is a messenger RNA of Myripristis murdjan (pinecone soldierfish), 2863 nucleotides long. RefSeq lists its product as uncharacterized. Lineage: Eukaryota; Metazoa; Chordata; Actinopteri; Holocentriformes; Holocentridae. Gene Ontology annotation, biological process: Notch signaling pathway; protein ubiquitination. The transcript has 8 exons. Gene Ontology annotation, molecular function: metal ion binding. Bases 49 to 2181 code for a protein of 710 amino acids. The record is from RefSeq and is a predicted model, not a curated record.